CUUUAAUCGAAAGACGACAACAGAAGCAGCCUCAUUAUCUUUUAUCUUCAUCAUCAGCCGUAACCUCUCAUUAUAAUCCUCCGCAGGAUUCAAUAAUGGGUCCCCCAGGUUACCCACCAGCAACAGGACAGGGUCCUUCAAUCAAUAUUCCUAUAGGCGAUGGGAAUGAAGGUACACAAAAUAUCAUCUCUCAGAUGAGAACUGUGUUUACUCUUGAAGACCCCUACCAAGGAUCAACAUUGAUGCAGGAGGAAGCUUACCGUGACCUUGAACGACUUUCCUGCCGGGAUGUGAAAGAUAUCAUCAAGUUUCUUAAUGAUUAUCUUCAUCUUGCAACAAAGUCAGGACGAUUAUUCAUCGGAGAAGAGUUAUCCUCAAAGCUUUGGUCAAAAAUGCCGGGAGACCUUGGUGAAAGAAUUAAGAAAGGAUUUGCAGAACGACAUGGAGCAAAUACAAUUGGCGUCGUUCCCCGAAUUCUUUAUGCUUAUAAGUAUCUGGAAGCUGAAUGCAAGAAUGCGGCGUUCCAGAAGUCACUUCGUAAUCUGGACUUCUGCAGGGAAAUCCCUAUCCCUGGGUACUACAAAGAACCAGAGAAGAAGUAUGGUGUUCGAAAGGCUACCACCUACAAAGGAAAGCCACAUAAUUCUCACGUCAGAAUUGACAAGAGGAAGUAUUUACAAAAGUCAAAACAUUGUAAAUGCUACUUAUGUGGAGAGGAAGGACAUUAUGCACGAGAUUGCACGAAGGAGAAGAAAAAUGUCAAAAGGGUAGCUGUGUUUGAAAAUCUGAGUAUCCCUGAAGACUAUGAUGUGAUGUCUGUAGAGCCAGGAGAUGAAGACUCAGAUGCAAUCUACUCAGUAUCAGAAGGGAUUGAUGAUACUGAACAAAUCGGAGGAGGUUUGACAGAAACAAUUUAUAUGCUUCGAGAAGCUGAUAAUGUUUAUUGGCUUGGCAAGGAAGGAGGAUAUCGGGCUCAAGUUAAAGUCUCACCUGAGAUCUAUCACUGUCAACAUGAAUGGGAUCAACAAAACCCAUUACCUGAAGACAGGAGACCAGAAUGCACUACAUGUAGAAGGGAUUUAUCCUCAUACUCGAAGGCUUUCUGCAACAGAUGUAAUGCCUUAACAUGCGCACUUUGUGCCAAGCAUUACUUCAACCUCACUACGUUUAUAACUCGGAAAGCUCCAAUUCCCUACAAUCAGAAGCCAUUGUUACAGGAGCAGCAGGAGUAUAUCCGGUGGUGUGAAGCUGAGAUGAAGAGGCUACGAGAAGAAGCUAUCCAAUAUAAGACUGAACUUGAGGAGCUCAAGUUAGUAAUUCAGCUUCAAAAUGACGAACGAGAACUAAGACAAAAAGGAAAGUACAAAGAAGAAGAAAUACAGGAGUUGGAAAGAGAAGCUGAAGCUCAUGUUCAAUUUGAAGAAAGCCUUUAUCUUUGCAAACUGCGGAUAUUCAGUUUCUGCUUCUUUGUCUACUUCCUCCAUCAUAGCAAUUAUAUUGAGGGUUGAGUCAGAUUCUUCUUCAUCAUGUUGAUAUCCCAAAGGAUCAUGGAACUCCUGUGAAUCAUCUGAAUCAUCA
This is a messenger RNA of Camellia sinensis, 1578 nucleotides long. NCBI's taxonomy places the organism in Eukaryota, Viridiplantae, Streptophyta, Magnoliopsida, Ericales, Theaceae. The record is from RefSeq and is a predicted model, not a curated record.